AGUACUAGCAAAAUGGCGGACGACAAGUAGUCGCUAGGUGGCGUUUUUUCUCCGUGAGUCCCAAAAUCGACGAAGGUAAAUGUCGUCCGAUUCAAGAAAAUCGCCUACGGAACAGCUAGCAAAAAUGGCUGGAAAUCUAGAAUCGCAAGACUUAGAUAAGGAUUUGCUCUUGGAAGAUUUCUUUGAUACAUCGAUAAAAGUACUAAAAGACAUUGGAAAAUUAAACGUUGGAAUUAAUCAACGAGACAAAGUAGAAGCGAUACUUUCUACUCUAUUAUCGUCAUAUUGCAAAAGAACUUCAACAAUAGCUUUCAAAUUUGAUUAUUUGGCAUCUGAUGAGUUAUAUACAAGAUUAAUCUUAAACCUUUAUCGGAUAUUCCUUCAUCCACAAGCUUACAAGGACAAAGAUUUUACUGAUAUGCUUAUUGCGAAAUUUGAACAAUUACGUGACAAAGAUUGUCCUAAAGGAUAUUCAAUAACUUUCUCAGCAAUAAUAGACUCUAUCAAACAGAGAUGGGAUAACUAUGAUAUUUUGAUGCAAUCUGCCAGCAAAGAGCAAUGUGUACUAUUAUUUCAGUUUAACGAAAGGGAGGAAUUAAUUCGAUGUCGAAUAAGACUAUUAAUUGAAGCAAAGCAAUAUAAUUUUGCAUUAGCCGUAUUAAAUUCUUGGUUUCAAUUUGAAGAAGCUUCACAAAGUUCUGAACUACGAUCUUAUGCCGCUAUCAAUGCUUACUUACAAGGACAUUUACAUGCUUUCAACUAUUACAUUACAUUUUUCAAUUGCAAAGAUGUCGGAUUUAUAUUAAAGUUUCUUAAAUCGAGUAUAAAAGAAUCUAAAUAUUUCGAUUGGCCGUCCUCAUCUCAACCGUCUACAGACUUUCUCAAUUAUCCUUGUAUAUGUGUACCAAAUCCGAAUUUUUUACAUAUUCAACCGAAUAAAUUAGAAAAAAUUUUAUACGCAGUCAGCAAUCAUAAACAUGUUAUUCAAUUGAUUGAUGAUAAAACUAUUGACGAAGGCUACGGAGAUUUAUUUUUAGAAUGGAUUAAAGUGAUUAAUGACAAUGAAAAAAUUAUUUCAACUAUUUUCAAGAAAAAUUCAUCCUUAUCAACGAAAUUGUUAAUUAUUAAAAUAACAGAUGUAAUUGAUAUGUUAGUUCAUGCCGGGGAGGCAGAAGAAUUCUUUGACCUUAUUUUAAGAUUGGUCUAUCAAGUUUUAACUGACAAAAAUAUAACUGGAUUAGAAAGUGAAGAAAUAUUGACAACUCCUUGCUUAAUAUCCGACUUAUCUGCAAGCUUAUCUUUAGCUUGUACAGGUAUUUAUCAAUGUCUGGAAAUUGUUGCUGCGGAGGCUAGUUUUUGUUAUAGACCUUGUGAAGAGACUUUAAACUUACUAAUCAAGGUGUUUCGUAGCCAAGUUACCUCUGAUUCAUGUUCAACUCAGCUGGCUGUAAAGAGUGAAUCAGGUAAUGAUUUCGAAUCGACCAUAAAUACGGCAAUAAACGUAUUUCGCAAAUUCAUCUUCGUCGACAACUAUCAAGGAGAUCCAAAACAAUUAAGAGCAGCACUUGGAGAGUUAAAAAAACAUUCAGACAAAAAUUUAGAAUGGCCAGAAGAUAUACCCAAAUUUGAGUUUGCUCCUUUACAAUCUCUCUAUGUCGAGAGAGCGACGGCAAAGACUCUUUACAACAUAUUUUCUUCGCUUACAAAACAAAAAUUACAGAUAGUUUUGAAUGAAUCUAUUCUAUUGUCUCAAACACCUACACCAGAAGAGACAAGUUAUCAGUUUCUGAAUAAGCCUGAACUUGAAAUCGAAUACACAAACGGAAAUGUAAACGUCAGCGAGAGAGAUUAUCAAUUCGACGAAAGAGCAAACCCUGAAGAUCCAAAUAAAAUAGAAAACUAUCUACAAUAUAUAGAAAACGAGUGCCCAGUGUAUGAAAAAAAGGUAUUCGAGGAUCAUAAUCAUGUUGAAAGAGAAGAGUUGUGUUUGAAAAAAAAAUUCCUUUUUCAACAGCGUGCACGAAGGUUAAGUCGUUGUAGAUUCUUGUGGAAUGAAGAAAGACAAAGAAGAGUUUACGACUUAUCUUAUAAGCCCUGGUAUUUAAAAAAUGCAAGUUACAUUCCACGAAAAUUGAAAAAAUUAUAUCGUGGAAAAUUAGGUCGAAAGUAUAAAAUUGAUGGUGUAGAAUUCACUGUUCCUGAGGAAGAGAACCACUCAGAUGGCACAGCCUUAGUACCAUUAUCAUGGAUAGAUGAUAAAACUGUGACUGAAACUUAUAAAAAUUUUAUCAGUGAUAAUUUUAACGAAUUUGCGGUGUUCAUAUCAAGAGAAAUAGAUGAAGAAAAUAAUGCAACAAUUACUUUUUAUAACGGAGCACAUAAAUUAAUUGCUGAAGUAAAACUAGCAGCUCAAGCAAAAUGUCAACAAAAAUUAUCAUUAAUAGAUUCAGUAAAAAUGCAUUCAAGCGAAGUAAGAACAAACGGAAAUCUCGUAAAUGACUUACCGGAUUUUGAAUUUAAAUAUGAUGCAAGUAAUAGAAUAUUUCAAAAUGGCUGUCCUCGAACCAAUUAG
Dimorphilus gyrociliatus is the source of this 2572-nucleotide messenger RNA. Lineage: Eukaryota; Metazoa; Annelida; Polychaeta; Dinophilidae. The record is from the annotation of a GenBank genome assembly.